This is a messenger RNA of Hippocampus zosterae (dwarf seahorse), 1912 nucleotides long. It is a transcript of the gene cfap73, whose product is annotated as cilia and flagella associated protein 73. The record is from RefSeq and is a predicted model, not a curated record. Lineage: Eukaryota; Metazoa; Chordata; Actinopteri; Syngnathiformes; Syngnathidae. The coding region runs from base 83 to 1045 and encodes 320 amino acids. The transcript has 7 exons.
UACAAGUUACCAUAGCAACAACCGGCCGGAAGUACCUCAGCGUCAACUCAACGCUUGCCAAAGAUUUCGACAAGUGACACCAAUGCAAACCAAAGGAACAGAGUCAACCUCUACAUUGAAAUUGAACACUGCUGUGAAGUGGAGCAUGUCUGAGGGUGAACGCUGCGCGGGGACAGCGAGAAGGUACCGUGACAGGAACGACACUUUCAUUGAAAUCAUGGAGGCUCGCCAGGAGCAGGAACAUCUCGUGGCUAUACAGGAGCAGCGCUUUCAGAAGUUGGAGAGUUUGCGACAAUGUGGAGAUAAGCUGUUAAAGGAGGCGAAGGAGGCCAUGGAAUUAAUCUCAAAUUUUGACAUUUCUCCAAAGGAACAUGAUGCUGCUCAGACGGUGAAAAGGGCAGAACUAGAGAGGAAAGAAGCCAACAAGAAAGAGGUGGAGGUGAAGAUGCUGCAGGAGGAGUACACUCAAUUGCAGCGCAGAAAACACCAGCUCCUGCAUCGCGUGCAAAGAGACGCGGUGUAUCGGGACUUCAUGCAACAGGUGUUGAAGCUAACACGGUUUGAAGAUGAAGCAUCUCUGGCAGGUCAUCUGGAGAAUCUUCUUCGCAUCAGGGAGCAGCUCUGUGAGAAGCAGAGGUUAGCCGAGGAGCAGGUGGACAUGCAGAGGAAAGCCCUGCUGACCUUCAACAGCCAACAUCGCUUGAUGCUUCUGCAGUGCAGCAACCAGCUGUCAGAGCUGCACCACAAACUGGACAGGGCAGAACCCGAAGUGGAACACUGGGAGACAAAGUGGAAACACAUUCAAGGCACUGCAGCCAAGGAAACGCUGCUGCUGGGAUUGAUCAAGAUGGCAGCACUCAACCUCUACGAGUUGACGAGCGGCGACGUGGAUGGAGAGAAAGGCGUCCCACUGAGUGACACCGACACACAACUGGACAAGAUCAAGAUGUUCAUGCAGGACCACAAGGACAUUGUAAGACUAUAUCAAGGUAGCUCACAUAGAAACGAUGAAGAAAAGAACAUUCUUACACUAACACAACAUUAAAGGACUGUACCGCUGUUUAUGACCUAAAUAUUAUCGGACUGUAUUUAAAUCAUUUGGAUCUAAAAUGUUAAUUUGUGAAUUUUCAUGAAGCAUCCAUCAUGGUCGAUGUUCGAUGGAAUCACAUAGACUUGUUUCAUGAUCAAAAAUGAAGAACAGAUUACAUACAAUUGGUCAUCGAUAUCUUUCUAUACGCGUUUCCAGUUUCCAAUAAAUGUUUACGACAGACACACACACACAUAUGAACAGCUCAGAUUCAAAGAAAUUUACAUCUCAAAGUACUCUUAUUGUCUUAUUGUGUUUUUAGAGUCAGAUUCUACAUUUCAACUUGAUUUAGAGUGACCUUCCCCGAGACUUUAGCUUCAAAAAAUAAUCUUCUCAAAAUCACAUAAUCUGUUGUUCACAUACUACUACUGAAUUGCGAUGAGAUUGAAGACAGCCCUCGUUGAAGAGCUGCAGUAUACCGGUAAGCAGGAAAAGAAAUUCAACAUGACAUACUGAGGAAGUAUUUACAAACACCAAUUAAUUUUACUGAUCGCCUAUCCAUAGCCAGACGGUUGAUGACUCUGAGUGUGCAAGUUGAAUACACAGGAUCCUCCCUGCAUAAUUUCAAUUUAUCACAUCAAUUUGGUAAGCAUUUACUUUUCUUAUGAUCUCCUUGUAAGAGGAAUUUACAUAUAACUCUCAUAAUUGAGCAAACCAAGACUUGAAAUUACUUGACUAUUAAAAACUGCCAAGUAUCCAAAAUGUGGGAGUAUUGCGUCACAUAUGAAGGAUACAUCAUGAAAUAGGAACAGUGUUGGUUCAGAAACAGAAAUGUAAAUAUAUUCAUUUUUCCCAUGACUUUUAUUCAUAUUAAAUGACCAAAAA